GAGUAGGGUAUGCAGAGGCGGUUGUCUUUGAGAAGCUCAGCGGCUGUGUACACACAGCACAGUAGGUGCACAAGCCGUAAGGUUCUUAACUGAAACUAAGCAAAACUGAGCAAAGUGUGGUGUGGUGCUCAGGGCUUCCUGUAGCCUCCCUCCCGCCUCCCUAUGGCUGAAGGGUUCACACGGGAGUCAGCUUGCUGUUGCCCACAGGCUCUCUUGCCGUGUGGUAACUACCAGUUAUGAACACCUACUGUAUGCCCAGUGGCAGGUUCCAAAGGGAAAGCUUCUAUCGGGUUUGGGGGUUCAGAGCAGCACCCCUAUCAGUGCCUGACAAGAAGGAAGGUUAGGGAGCAGGAACAUUUUCUGAGAGGGACGAGAAAGCUUUACAAAUAGAGGAAACUGUCCAAACUGAGGACCCUUAAAAGUGGAGGACCUCUAAGGCCAAAAGCAGAUCGGGGUAUCUUGUUUACCCUGUGGUAUGGGCUGAUCCAGGACUUUGUCCCAUCAGGCCACUAUACACAGUGAAUGAGAAAUUUUGGGGACCGAUCCAAGGACAUUAGUCUCUGGUGGCCCCAGGUAGCCCAGGUUUCCCAGUCAUGGUCUAGCAGGCCUGAGGGAUGGCCACGGGAUGGUAUGGAGUAAGAAAUCUCCAAGGAGCAAUCUCUGGUUACUGGCCUGCACAGGUUCCUAAGGCUUGUCCCCCGCCUGUCUCUUCAAGGCACAGAGCCUUCUUUUCCCUUUAAGAGAGCAAAGGUUGUUUAUGCCCAGGGCGGAGGUGGCAGGAGCGGCUUACCUGCUUCCCGCCACCCGUCGCCGCAGCGGGGCAGGGUGCGGGAAGAAGGAUCCCGCACUCAACCGGCGUACUGCAGAGAGACAGACCGACUGACACUCGCCAGGCGACCAGCCGGGGGUCUUUGGGGCCCGGAAGCCGCGAGAAAGCGAGACUCCAAACUUGGAGAGAGGAGUGACCUGGGGGCCGGGGGCGGAGUCGUGAGCGGGGGAGGAGAGCGCCAGCGCCAGCGCCAGCGCCAGCCAGAGGAGCGCGGCGGCCCAGGAAGCCAGAGCGCCGCCCACCCAUCCGGGGCGAAGCGCGCGGAGAAGCAGGCUGGGCCGGGGGUUGCCAGCCUCGACCCCCCCACGGUGACCCCUCGGCCCCCAGUCCGGACCCAAGAUGAUGAAGAGGCAGCUGCACCGCAUGCGGCAGCUGGCCCACACGGGCAGCUUGGGACGCACCCCAGAGACUGCCGAGUUCUUGGGUGAGGACCUGCUGCAGGUGGAGCAGCGCCUGGAACCUGCUAAGCGAGCAGCCCACAAUGUUCACAAACGGCUGCAGGCCUGUCUACAGGGCCAAAGCGGGGCUGACAUGGACAAGCGGGUGAAGAAGCUUCCUCUCAUGGCUCUUUCCACCACGAUGGCGGAAAGCUUCAAAGAACUGGACCCUGAUUCUAGCAUGGGGAAGGCCUUAGAGAUGAGCUGCGCCAUCCAGAACCAGCUGGCCCGAAUCUUGGCUGAGUUCGAGAUGACCCUGGAGAGAGAUGUCCUGCAGCCGCUCAACAGGCUGAGCGAGGAGGAGCUGCCUGCCAUCCUCAAACAUAAGAAAAGCCUGCAGAAGCUGGUGUCCGACUGGAACACCCUCAAGAGCAGGCUCAGCCAGGCAGCCAAGAACUCAGGGAGCAGCCAAGGCCUGGGUGGCGGCCCAAGCAGUCACAGCCACACCGCCACUGCCAACAAGGUGGAGACACUGAAGGAAGAAGAGGAAGAGCUAAAGAGAAAGGUGGAGCAGUGCAAGGAUGAGUACUUGGCCGACCUGUACCACUUUGCCACCAAGGAGGACUCAUACGCCAACUACUUCAUUCAUCUCCUGGAAAUUCAGGCUGAUUACCAUCGGAGGUCGCUGACCUCACUGGACACGGCCCUAGCAGAGCUGAGGGACAACCACAGCCAAUCAGAUCUCUCCCCUUUGAUGACGGCUACCCCCAUCUCCAGAGUAUAUGGGGUAUCCCUGAGAACCCACCUGCAAGAGCUGGGUCGUGACAUUGCCCUGCCCAUUGAGGCCUGCGUUCUAAUGCUGCUAUCAGAGGGCAUGCAGGAGGAGGGCCUCUUCCGUCUGGCUGCUGGGGCCUCUGUGCUGAAGCGCCUCAAGCAAACAAUGGCUUCAGAUCCCCACAGCCUAGAGGAGUUCUGCUCGGACCCCCAUGCUGUGGCAGGUGCUCUCAAGUCCUAUCUCCGGGAGCUGCCAGAGCCCCUGAUGACCUCUGACCUCUAUGAUGACUGGAUGAGAGCAGCCAGCCUGAAGGAGCCUGGGGCUCGCCUGGAGGCCCUUCAUGGUGUUUGCAGCCGCCUGCCCCAAGAGAACUUCAACAACCUCAGGUACCUGAUGAAGUUUCUGGCACUGCUGGCUGAAGAGCAAGAAGUGAACAAGAUGACACCCAGCAACAUCGCCAUUGUCUUGGGGCCCAACCUGCUGUGGCCUCCUGAGAAAGAAGGGGACCAGGCCCAGCUAGAUGCAGCCUCUGUGUCCUCAAUUCAGGUGGUGGGUGUGGUCGAGGCGCUGAUCCAGAGUACAGACACCCUCUUCCCUGGAGAUAUCAACUUCAGUGUAUCAGGCAUCUUCUCAGCCCUGGCCCCCCAGGAAAAGGUCAGUAGCCAACGGACCUCUGAGGAAUUGCCACCUGCUGUACCUGUGCCAGCUGCCACCCCAGGUCCAGCCUCGAUGCCCGUGAAAGAAAGGACAGAGUCUGAAUUGCCCAAGCCAGCUUCCCCCAAGGUCAGCAGGAGCACCACAGAAACGGCUGCUUCAGCAGAGGACAUGACUCGGAGGACCAAGCGCCCGGCACCAGCGCGACCUACCAUGCCACCUCCCCAACCCUCCAGUGCACGCUCAUCUCCUCCAGCUCCAUCCCUGCCCCCUGGCUCUGGCAGCCCUGGCACUCCCCAAGCUCUGCCACGCCGUCUGGUGGGCACCAGCCUCCGGGCCCCCACCGUGCCUCCCCCAUUACCCCCUGUUCCUCCACAGCCUGCCCGGCGCCAGAGCCGGCGUUUACCAGGCUCCCCCAGCCCAGCUUCCCCUGGCCUGGUCAUUUCAAACAUGCCUGCUCAGGUGGACCAGGGAGGGGCUACAGAGGACAGGGAAGGCCCUGAGACUGUAGGUGGGCAUCCCACUCCCCCAGUUCUGCCACCCCAGCCCCGGCCCAGGGGCCUCACCUCAGAGACAGAUUGAGCAGGCCUUCCUGCCUGAGAUAUCCUCAGUGUACCCUCCUUCCCCCUCUCUCUCCCUCUCCCUGCCUCCCUUGUCCUCCCAGGACAGCCCUUGCCCCGUGCCUGGGUGCCUGCUGGGUCGGCCCCCAUGGCUAAGAGGGCUCAGGUCAGCCCUCUACUUUCUGACCUUUUCCUCUUCCACUUUGAGCUUGGGGGCUCCCACCUGACUCCCCACUCUCUGGCAGGGGUCUCAAGGGAGCUACCAAAAGGAAGGACGGACCUGCCCAUUCCCUACACAACUUUUAUUUUUCUCUUGCCAAUGUAUUUUUGUAAGGCUCGUAAAUAAAUUAUUUUUAACGAAACUGGA
Messenger RNA from Alexandromys fortis (reed vole), 3562 nucleotides. RefSeq names its product SH3 domain binding protein 1 (gene Sh3bp1). Gene Ontology annotation, cellular component: cytosol; intracellular anatomical structure; cytoplasm. Gene Ontology annotation, biological process: signal transduction; regulation of actin cytoskeleton organization; positive regulation of GTPase activity. Bases 1169 to 3217 code for a protein of 682 amino acids. The record is from RefSeq and is a predicted model, not a curated record. NCBI's taxonomy places the organism in Eukaryota, Metazoa, Chordata, Mammalia, Rodentia, Cricetidae. Gene Ontology annotation, molecular function: protein binding; GTPase activator activity. The transcript has 18 exons.